CAGGUAAAAUGUGAACAGGCAGAUGAUAAUGGACUGCAGUGGAAUUCUCCACCCAUAUUCGGAAAUGUCCCGCCCCCCUUGGGUUAAGAUUGGCUGAGAGAACUGGUCGAACGCUUGCGAGCAUGAACUACUAGCCAAUCAGUGCCCAGGAGGGCUGAAUACAGGCGGAAAUAAAAGGACAGCGCGUGUGUGCGGAGAGGUUGCUGCUGAGUGAAGUACACACAAACAACAGUGUCCACUAAAUCAACGCUAAUGAGUCUUGAGGGCCAGUAACAUGGGAAACACUGCUGGGUCCCAUCUGUUCCAGACUCCCUCCACCUCCCCCACAUCACCAAGCCCACCCAGACUGCUCUCUUCAUCUUCUGCACUGACACUGCAGACUUCAUUUCAUGCUGUGACCCAGGAGAACACGUUUUCAGCAAACAGUGCUCAGAGGGAAUCUCCUGUUUUAGGGGACUCUGUAUCUCCAACUGGAGCGAGUCAGAGACCACCUCAGUGUGCAGGGCAGCCAUGUUUAAGAGGGGAUGUGGAGGCAGUGCAGGAAAUGGCCUUGUCUCUGAUCAGACUGCUAGAACAACACGGAGCAUCUUUGGGACUGGGUUCAGGACCUGGCACUGGAGCUGGAGCAGCAGUGCUGCUGAAAUGUUUGCUGGCAGAGAGGGAGAAGAUGGUGGCAGAGAUUCAAAGUCUUAAGGAGACACUAAAGACAGAGCAAGCAGAAUGGGAUCAGUUUCAGUCUGACCUGCAGGUGGCCGUGUCCGUGGCUGAUCGUUUGAGGCUGGAGGCAGAUGAGGCCCUUAGGAGCCUGAGAGACACACACACUCACACACAGCAGCGUUUAACCGAAGCCAUGCACAGACAAGACCAGACAGAGAGAGAGCUGGAGAGUGUGAGGUCCGAACUGGCAGAAACUCAGCACACACUCCACACACUCUCUACAGAGCAUCAGAAGAAGCUGGCUGAGCUGGACAUGUUUGUGCAGAGGAGCAGAAUCAAACUCAGCAAAGAGCAGCAGACCCUGGAGAGCGGUCAGGCUGGAGCAGAUAAAGAAAAGAGAAAUCAGGGAACAAUAACAGAACAGAGGUGUGAGAUGUUUUUGGAUGGAGAUGGAGACUGGAACCCAGUAGAGACGCUGGAGCUAAGAGGUGCUGAAGAGAUGGAGCAGCAUGCAUUAAAAUCAGUGGAUCUGCUGAAAACUGAAGAGAUAGAAGAAACUGAGGUCAGGAAGAUGGAGGAAGACAGCUGUGUAAGAGAGCCACAGAAGAUUAUGAUGCUGUCUGAGAGGUCCAGGAGUCUUUCUCAGAUCCCUCUGCCAACUUCCUCAUCCUCUGUCCUGCAUGGGAGCUCCGUAAGCCUCACCACCACAGCAAGUCCAGUAAAGAGUCAGGAGGUGGUGAAAGGGAGAAGAACCGACUGGCUGUUACAGAGACAGGACAGUUGGUCCAGAGGCCUCAGAGGUAAACAGGAAGGAGAACCUGGCUCUGACUCAUCAUCAGUCUCAAGCAGCAAGAUUGGGCCUCAGGAUGGUUUCAGUUUGCUGCUGCGGCGGCACGGCGGCUCCAGGAGAAACUCUUUACUUCGCUGGAGUCAAAGCCGCACACAAGGAUACAAGAACAUAGAAAUCACAAAUUUUAGCAGCAGCUGGGAGGACGGUCUGGCCUUUUGUGCACUUUAUCACUCCUACCUACCCACCCACGUACACUACAGCUCUCUGAAGGCUGAAGAGAAGAAGCAAAAUCUGGAUCUAGCCUUUCAUACUGGUGAAAAUGUUGGAAUUAAAGCUACGCUGACGGUGGAAGAGAUGCUGAGGGAGGAUGGCCCUGACUGGCAGAGGGUUCUGGGAUAUGUAGAAAGCAUGUAUCGACAUUUUGAGAUGUGAGAUCAUUAGUUAAGCUUCAUCCUUCUCUUUAAGUUCUAAUUUGCCAAACAGAGGCCAGUAGUAAGAUUGUGGUGUUUGAGGACUGUUAUCCAGUGCGAGUUACAUUUCUUCAGUUAGCUAGAAGCACUUUAUUGCAGUGUAACGGAUGUGGCAACACACCCCUGACAAUCUUUUAAUAAGAAAAGAUUUUGACAUUUUUAAAAAAAGGUUAAAUUCCUCUAAACGCUCCCUCACAGAAGUUACACCAAAUAUUAUAAAUACACUACCUGAUGUCUGAGACACUGUUUACCAUAGUUUUGAGAUUAGGUUUUAUCCCACAGUGGAGAAUUACAAGCAG
Molecule: messenger RNA, 2216 nt
Organism: Astyanax mexicanus (Mexican tetra)
Lineage: Eukaryota; Metazoa; Chordata; Actinopteri; Characiformes; Acestrorhamphidae
Product: cytospin-A
Exons: 12
Coding region: 275-1879 (534 amino acids)
Molecular function (GO): protein binding
Source: RefSeq, a predicted model, not a curated record